This is a messenger RNA of Aspergillus melleus, 1257 nucleotides long. Its product is annotated as ankyrin repeat domain-containing protein. Gene Ontology annotation, molecular function: protein binding. NCBI's taxonomy places the organism in Eukaryota, Fungi, Ascomycota, Eurotiomycetes, Eurotiales, Aspergillaceae. The transcript has a single exon. Bases 1 to 1257 code for a protein of 418 amino acids. The record is from RefSeq and is a predicted model, not a curated record.
AUGUCUUUGAGCCGAUUGCCGCUCGAAUUAAUCCUUAUGAUCGCUCGCUUCCUUCGUUGCCAUAGAGAUAUCAGCUCUUUCAUGCGCUCUACCCGGACAUUCUACCAUCUGGUACAUCCCAUCCUAUGUCGCUUCAAUGCACGCAACCACCGCAGCAGUGGGUUGCUAUUCGCAGCCACCAACGGCCUUACCGACUUGGUGGAGAAACUCUUUGCUGCCGGCGCCAGCAUUGAAGCAUCCGACCGGACAAAUGACUCUCGCGAAUAUGAAUUGAGGGUUGACGGAUCCUUCACCAAACCAGGCAACCCCAUCCUCGCCGCUGCCUAUCAUGGCCACCCUGCAACCGUCAAAGCCCUGCUCAGCGAAGACCGACCGGGUCAAUCAUACGUAAAGCCCCAACUGCGCCCAGUUCUCCACUGGGCGCUUCGCUCUCAGAAGAUCGAGAUCGUUGAUUUGAUGCUUGCAGAAGGGGCUGGGCUAGGUCCGCCACAUAACAUUGAUAGUAUUUAUGAGGAAGUAUGUAUGAAACAGAACACUGCUCUUGGUGUUGCCAUUUGUUCGGGCUGCAGCAACGAGAUCAUUGAGCGACUUUUGCAGAGGGGCGCAGAGGUUUUGGAAUAUGAGAGGCCCCACCCUUGGUACGAAGCGACCGUGCAGCGUGAAGGUCAAAUGCUUCAACUACUGCUCAAGCAUGGUCGCCGACCCAAGUCGGACAAAGUUCUAGGUGAGCUAGCGAUGCGAAGUAACGAUACUAGUGCGCUGGCGCGAAUGACAGACCCCGCGAAUGGAGGAUUGGAUAUCCGUGUUCAUGGCCAUCCAGCAUUGUUCACGGCCGUCGAAAAGGGGCACUUUGACAUGGUCAAGUACUUGAUUGCGCAUGGAGCAAAUCCGAAUCUCCGGUGCAACUACUACGAAUGGCGUGGGCCUUACAGCACGGUCUGGGCAGCGGUGCAGGCCCGGCGCAUGGAUAUCUUGGACUACCUCGUGACCGAGCAGGGUGUUCGUCCAGACGAGCAGGACCUCCAGCAGGCCGUUAAAAUGGAAUUUGAAGAAGCUGUUACGUUCCUAUCCUCACACGACUACCAAAAUGUGCCGGAAAAGAAGGACAUCCCAUCUUACGUGGCAGUGAUGAAGCGGAAGAUGAAGUUGAAGCGGGUGCCUGGCUUCGACAUCGUGACUCGCUCGCCUCUCCGGUGUCCAACCAGUGAAGCAGAGUGGUAUUUCAUCGAGCGCCCUGGCACUCCGGAGUGGCACUAA